Sorghum bicolor (sorghum) is the source of this 2450-nucleotide messenger RNA. Its product is annotated as probable protein phosphatase 2C BIPP2C1. Bases 351 to 2138 code for a protein of 595 amino acids. The transcript is spliced from 9 exons. The record is from RefSeq and is a predicted model, not a curated record. NCBI's taxonomy places the organism in Eukaryota, Viridiplantae, Streptophyta, Magnoliopsida, Poales, Poaceae.
CCUAAAUAAAGAGUAAAAAGCGACAGGAGGAAAUGAAAAUCCUGAGGAAAUGGCCGGAAAACCCCACCCCACCUCGCUCCGCUCCAUAGAAUACGACGCCGGCCGAGCGGCCGCACCGCAGCGCACAACGCAGCCCGCCCGCCGCCUCAAAACCUCAGACACAAGCUGCUUCUUUCCCUCCCCAUUAAUCCUCCCCCUCUUGCGCUUCCCCUUCCCCAUCAGUCUCGCCGCCAUUUCCCCUAGCCUGCUGCUGCUGCUGCUUCCCCAAACCCAAGCCUUCGAUUCGCCCGCCCGGGCUCUCGAGCCAGCCUUCCGCGCCGUCGUGGUUGCCUCGCUUGGCGCAGCUAGCCAUGGAUGAGGUCCCUGCCACCGCCGCCGUCCUCGACUUCCGACCCGGCUCGUCUCCACCACGCGUCUCCGCCGUCGCGCGCCGUGCCGCGGAGUGCUCCCCCGACACCGGCGGUGCAGACGAGGCGACGGGAGGUCCAGGUUUCGGGAACACAGCCGCCGUUUCGGCGGAGUUGACGGGGUCAAAUUCGGCCGGUCCCGAUAUCCAGGCUGUGGAUUGCGAUACAUCGGGAGGCCUUGCUGGCGGUGACGCUGGGGGCGUUGAGGUUUUGUGCUUAGAGAAUGCUGCGGAGCUUGAAUUGGUGGAACCAGGUGUUUUGGACGUGAGAUUAGGAGCUCCAGUGGAGGAGCGCCAUGACCGGACGUUGGAUAGUACGGGAUUGGGCUCUGAUGAAGCUGGUGAGACCAAUGGGAUUUCACUGGUUGAGGUGUCCCAGUCAGGUUCCACUUCAAGCUUAGAUGCCACUGGAUCGACUGGUGGCUACUCCCUCGUGGAGGGGUCUCUGCCAGAGGCGAGUUGUGGUGCCCAAAGAUGUGAACCUGAGGUCCAUGAAGUACCAACAGGGUCCCCUGCUACUGUGGGGUUCCCGAGUGAGGAUGGAGGCUCUGGAUUUGGAAUUGAGCUGAAUGAUGAUGUGGAUGGCAGAAACGGCCUUGCCGGAGGGGAAUUGGAACUGUCUACUGAUGGCGAUGAUGCCGAAGACAUCACAGAGAUAGCUGGAAUCUUGUGUGGCGAAAGAGUGGAGGGGAUGGAGACGAAUUCAGGACAACAUGAGGCCUCGAAUGGUUCCACCGUGCCUUCUGAGGAAGGAGUGGACAGGAUGGAGACGAGUUUGGAUGACUCUGAGGCUUCCGAUGGCUCAACCACACAGGAUUCUGAUACCGACGUCGAGACAGAGUCAAGUGUUUCUAGUAUAGAGGAACAAGAAGCAGGAUACAGAGCCCACAUCCCUCAACCGGAUCAAGCAGUCUGCAAGGUGCCCAAAGAAAACAACAUGGCAGGAGUGAAGAGCUCUGAUAGGAUGACUUCAGUGAUCGAAUCAACACUUGUGCUGGCUUCAGGUGCAUCGAUGUUACCACAUCCUUCGAAGGUACUCACAGGUGGUGAAGAUGCAUAUUUUAUUGCUUGUGACGGCUGGUUUGGUGUAGCAGAUGGAGUUGGUCAGUGGUCAUUUGAAGGGAUCAAUGCCGGGCUUUAUGCAAGAGAAUUGAUGGAUGGUUGCAAAAAGAUUGUAACAGAGACCCAAGGAGCUCCAGGGAUGAGAACUGAGGAUGUUCUUGCCAAGGCUGCAGAUGAAGCACGGUGCCCUGGUUCUUCCACUGUUUUAGUUGCUCACUUUGAUGGCCAGGUCCUUCAUGCAUCAAAUAUUGGAGAUUCCGGAUUCCUUGUGAUAAGGAACGGAGAGGUCCAUAAAAAAUCAAAACCGAUGACCUAUGGUUUCAAUUUCCCGUUGCAAAUUGAAAAGGGCGAUGACCCUUUUAAAAUCGUACAGAACUACGCCAUCGAUCUACAAGAAGGUGAUGUCAUUGUAACAGCAUCAGAUGGUCUUUUUGACAACGUCUAUGAAGAAGAAGUAGCAGGCAUUGUCUCCAAAUCAUUAGAAGCUGAUCUCAGGCCCACGGAAAUUGCUGAUUUAUUGGUUGCAAGAGCAAAGGAAGUGGGGCGGUGUGGGUUUGGAAGAAGCCCGUUUUCAGACUCUGCUCUGGCGGCUGGGUACCUGGGUUACUCCGGGGGCAAGCUGGAUGAUGUAACUGUUGUUGUAUCUAUUGUUCGGAAAUCUGAGGUUUAAACUAUAAACAAACUCACAAAGUUGAGCGCAGCUCAAGUUUUUGCUACAGCUGCACUCGCUGGCAAAUGCCUAUGAACAUAUUGUGCGUCAUGAGCACACAGCACAAUCCUGGGCUACGCUCAGCCAAACGUGUGUACACUAAUACAUAUACAUACUAUAAGGUUGCAUGAGUAUCUCUUUGAGCACGGCCGCAGUAAGUUGCAACUUGCGAGCCUUUCAAUGAACUUCGUGAUGUACUCAGCGGCAGCGGUAACCAAUUCGUGACUUGUAGCAUUAUUGAUUUCUUGUGCGAAGCAAUGAAAUUCAUGAACA